Eleginops maclovinus (Patagonian blennie) is the source of this 5075-nucleotide messenger RNA. Its product is annotated as low-density lipoprotein receptor-related protein 8-like. Gene Ontology annotation, cellular component: caveola; apical plasma membrane; plasma membrane. Gene Ontology annotation, biological process: receptor-mediated endocytosis; ventral spinal cord development. Lineage: Eukaryota; Metazoa; Chordata; Actinopteri; Perciformes; Eleginopidae. The transcript is spliced from 18 exons. Bases 80 to 3046 code for a protein of 988 amino acids. Gene Ontology annotation, molecular function: hormone binding; calcium ion binding; protein binding. The record is from RefSeq and is a predicted model, not a curated record.
CAGCAUUACAACCAGACAAGAGAGCGGCUCUCGGGCUUUGUUUUGUGGAUGUGAAUGAGCUCCAUCACCUGCUACGGAAAUGUGGACGGAUAUACGGACUUUGCUACUUUUUCAUUCGUUGCUCCUGAGGGUUCAUUUCUCGGAAGCAACGGAUGAAUGUGAGGAUGGACAAUUUCAGUGUAACAACAAAAGGUGUAUACCUACCAUCUGGAGGUGCGACGACGAUGACGACUGCUCAGACAACAGCGAUGAAGAAAACUGUCCCAGGAAGACAUGUGCCCCCGCAGAGUUCGCCUGCUUAAAUGGCCAGUGUGUACCGGGACGCUGGCGAUGCGACGGGGAACCAGAGUGUCCCGAUGGCUCUGAUGAGGCAGAGGAGACCUGCAGCAAACAGACGUGUCCUCCAGAGAAAUUCGACUGUGGGGGAACCAACAAGUGUGUCUCGUUGUCAUGGAGAUGUGAUGGGGAGAAGGAUUGCGAGAACGGAGCUGAUGAGGAGGACUGCGCGUCUGAUGCCAAAGCCUGCCCCAGCGGUGAGUUCAUGUGUGGCAACCGCAAGUGCUUGGCGACCGUCUAUGUGUGCGACGGCGACGACGACUGCGGGGACGGCAGCGACGAGCUCAAGUGCACCUCGCCUCUGACCUGCGGGCCCAACCACCUCCGCUGCAACUCUUCUGAGUGUGUGCCGCUCAUGUGGAGCUGCGACGGGGACCCCGACUGUGCCGACAGCUCUGACGAAGGGCCGGAGCGCUGCGGCGGAGACGGGGUCCCCUACCUCACCAACCGAAGGACAAACUGCACCACGGAAGAGUUCCGCUGCGCUAACGGGGAGUGUGUGCGGCUCACGUGGAAGUGUGACGGAGACCCGGACUGCAAGGACAAGUCGGAUGAGUUUGAAUGCCCUCUGCUGACGUGUCGCCCCGAUGAGUUCCAGUGCGGUGACGGCUCCUGCAUCCACGGCACCAAACAGUGUAACAAGGUCCACGACUGUCCUGACCACAGCGACGAAUCCGGCUGCGUCAACGCCACCAAAUGCGGAGGCCCCCUGAAGUUCCUGUGUAAGAAUGGCGAGUGUAUCGACAGCUCCAAGGUAUGCGACUCUGUCAAAGACUGCAAGGACAGAUCAGACGAGCCCAAGAAGGAGUGCGGGCUGAAUGAGUGUAUGAUCAACAACGGUGGCUGCUCCCAUGUCUGCAUGGAUCGACCAAUCGGCUUCGAGUGCCAGUGCCCCACAGGCUACCAGCUUCUGGACAAAAAGACUUGUGGUGACAUCGACGAGUGUGAGAACCCAGACGCCUGUAGCCAGAUCUGCAUCAACUACAAGGGGGAUUUUAAAUGUGAAUGCUAUGAAGGCUACGAGAUGGACCCUGUUACCAAGACAUGCAAGGCAGAAGGGAAGAGCCCUUACCUGCUGUUCACCAACCGGCAUGAAAUCCGACGCAUCGACCUGGUGAAGCGUGACUACGGCCAGGUGGUUUCCACGCAGAAGAACGCCGUCGCUCUUGAUAUGGACGUGGCAAACAACCGGGUGUUCUGGUGCGAUCGCUUCCACCGCAAAAUCUACAGUGCUUUCAUCCAUGAGGCCAGUGACCCUGCACAGCAGGUGCCGCUGCUGGACUCCCUCCUGAAGACCCCCGUGGGGCUGGCUCUGGACUGGCUCCAACACAACCUGUACUGGGCCGACUCCGGAGACAAAUCCAUCUCCGUGGCCUCGGUGGAUGCCACCAAGAGACGCGUCCUCAUCAACACGGACCUGAGUGAACCAAGGGCCAUCGCAUUGGAUCCCCACCACGGCUUCAUGUACUGGUCGGACUGGGGCACGCGAGCCAAGAUCGAGAAGGCAGGCAUGAAUGGAGUGGACCGACAGGUGCUGGUCUCUGAUAACAUUGAAUGGCCCAACGGCAUCACGCUAGAUGUAGCCAACAAGCGUCUUUACUGGGUGGAUUCCAAGCUGCACCUCAUAGCCAGCGUGGAUCUGAACGGCGCCCACCGGAGAACGCACAUGUCGUCCGCGGAGAGUCUGGGACACCCCUACGCUCUGGCUGUGUUUGAGGAUCGCAUCUACUGGACGGACAGAGAUAGGGCGGCGGUCUUCAUGGCUAACAGGCUGACAGGUCAAGACGUCCACACGCUGGCUGAAAACCUCAACGACCCCAGUGACAUCGUGGUCUUCCACCAGCUCCGCCAGCCACAAGGCCCAGACAGCUGUAAUCUGGGAAGCGUGGCCAAUGGAGGCUGCGAGUACUUGUGUCUUAAGGCUCCGCAGAUCACUGAACAAUCGCCCAAGUAUACCUGCGCCUGCCCCGAUGGGCAGGACCUGGGGCCCGAGAUGAGAGGCUGUGUGCCAGCAGCACCAAGAAACGACACACCAACAUCCUCACCUCCUACUGGACUCACACCUGGCACCAGAGCGACUGAUGUGGAAGACUUCCCCCUGCGGUCAGGAGGAGUGUCACAGGCUGACGCCACCCCCCACCUGACCACAGCGCCCUCUGGGGCCCCCGAGCCCUUCACACCCCUAUCCACUCUCAAGCCUUUGUCGUCAAAGGAGUCAAAGGCACUGGGCUCCCACUCCACCGCCACUGCGAUGGUCAUGACUACCACACCUGGGGGGGACAGCAGCGUCUCGCAACACUCCGGGAGAGAGAAUUUCCUCUUGGGCGACAACCUGACAGUGGCUGUUCUGGGAGUGGUCAUCCCCAUCGUUCCUAUCGUUGCCACAGUGGUGUUCGGUCUGGUGUGCGCCGGAGUCUACAUGGUGUGGCGCAACUGGCGGCGCAACUCCACCAAGAGCAUGAACUUCGACAACCCCGUCUACCGCAAGACCACCGGCGAGGGCGAGGAGGACGAAAUCCACAUCGGGCGGACGGACGGCAUGGGACACCACGUGCACCACCACCCGUACCCGCCGGGCGUAAACAUGGGCGUCGUGGGAGCCGGGGGUGGCACCUGCCCGCAGUUCAUCGCCCUGCCACUAGGGGGCAGCAUGCCCGACCCGGGGACUCACUGGUACACGGAGCAGCCCAUGCUCUCCACGGCGAAGUGACCCCAAGGGGCGUAUUGAGGGGGAAAUGGCCGCUCAGGCGCACGCACACACAGCGAGGUCAGGGGUGACUUGGACUGAGUUUGCAGAAAGUACAUACAUAUCGUCAAGUGUUACGUCCAGACAUGUCCUAUGCCAAAUUCCAUUUGAAAAACAGCCAAAUUAAUAUGACUAACAUGGUUCUUUAAAAAAAAAUAAUUCAUACCUUUCCUGUGCUGGAGCAGGAUCUACUUUUUUCCUGGAAAACGCUGAGAAUUAAUUAUUAAUGUGUUGUAACGUGAUCCUGACAUUGACCUGAACUGGAAUACGGAGUCAGACUGUUUCAUCGUUUUGAGUCUCUUGCAUUGGUAAGUGUGCUGUGUGUCUUAUAUUUUGUGACGUGGCUACUGAGAGGUUCUGUUUUGGUUUUUCUACAUUUGUGUUAUUGCUGGGGGGCCGCACUCCGGACAAGCUUUUAAACUGAUACAUCAUCUGCGUUGAUGGGACAAUCUGUACAGAUUCACACUCGAUUGUGAAUCAAUCACAAAUGUCAUAACCGUCAAUACUGGAGCUGUCUUUUGUAAAUUUCCCUGCAUGGGUGUCCUUCAGUAAGAUUUUCUCCAUCCUGAUUGAUUUUAAAGAAAGGUUACCACCCACAUUAUGGGCUUUCUCUCUGGUUCCGAGGCAAGCUUCUCCAGGAUGAUUUCUUAUUUCAGAGUGCAGUGGAACCACAUUGGUUUAAGAGGAAAUGUUUUUAUUUGACACCCCAGAGUUUUGCGGAUUGGAGAGAAGACAAACAGUACUUAGAUGUUGGAGAACAGAGAAUUUGCGGUUAGAAGGAUUUUCUUUUCUCAUUGUGACUUAUUUAUAUGUUAAAUGGUUUGAGAAAAAAGCAAUAGACUCCAGCUUUAAGUCAGGCCGCAGUGUUUACGUCCUGGACAGAAACCCUUGAGUGUUAACACUUUUAUUUGAUCACCCGCUUUUGACUGUGACAAAACGCGCACAUGAAUACACACGGGGUGCAGCGAUGGCGAGCUCCCGCUGCUCUCCAGAGGACGGAGACAAUGUGCACUCGCCCUCCCAAAACACAAACAGCAUGCAUAAUCGCUCACCAGCUGACAAUGCAGCCAUUCAUUGUCCCAGGCAUACACACACACAAAUGCACGCACACACUCACGGAAGCACGCUGGAUUUUAGAGCCCGCUCCCCUCCUCCCGCUGAGGUCUGUGAAAUCAGAGCAGACAGCUUUGGAUGGUGCCAUGUGGUGGCAUGAUGAAAAAAGACCUGUCAUGUGAUUUUACCACCGAAAACAAAAAAUCUGACUGUGAUGUAACAAGGAGGAGAAAAAUGUGCUGGUUUAGCUACGUCAUUCCCCUAUUUAUAAACCUUAAAAGUGUGCGUGGGUGUGUGUUUGUUCAUUAUUAUGCAUGUGAGUGCUAACGUUCAUCCCACAGCCAUAUUUGAACCGUUUUGUAUGCUCUCUGUUGCACAACCCUCUUAGAAUGCCUUCUGUAAUGUGUACUGCAUGUAAGGAAAUGGUGUGUGAAAGUGUGUGUGGAUACACAGGUGUGUAAGUGUGAUUGUGUGUGACAGUGUGUGACACUUCAGAAGAGGGUGCUUUUUGAUUCAUUGAUUUGUAAAUAUGUUUUCAUAAGGUUUUUUGAUAAUGUAUUAUACAAUUAUGUAAAAGAAAAAGCUGUACAUAAGAUUUUAGAUAAAGUGUCGACAGGUAUAUUAAUUUAUUUGUAUAAAAGGAGAGCACUGCAUUCCCUGAUUGCAAACAUUUGAAUUAUCCACCAAAGUGGUUUGUGUCGUUUCUUGCCGUGCACCACUUAGCAUCCUUUUUUUGAGCGACCCUUCUUUUCUUUGUUAACCCGCGUAAAAAUAUGGCGCCCCAUUCCCAACAACCUCAGUGUUAAUAACAUGAUUCGUUUGUGUUUAUUUGUGCCUUUUUUGUUGAUUUAUUUUGUAUUCUCCUGUAGUAUUUUUCAUGAUGAAGACAGGGAUCAGCCAACUACUGUACAUGCAAAGCUAAACUGUGUAUGAAGACCAA